GCCACUACAUAAAAAAGAGAAAAAGAAGAAGAAUAUCUGAAGGGACGUAAACAAUCCUACGCCGUAAUGUUAUGGCGAAAAGACUGGAAUACGAAUUGUGUAGAGAAAGAAGAGAAAGAGAGGUGAAACAGCAGCGAUGAGUACGAUGAUGUAGUACUCUUCUCUCUUUCAGUCGCUUUUUUCUAAAGCCGUAACCAGCCUUGCCGCUUUUUGUUGUUUUUUAGCCUGGAGUUGGAUGCCAGCAGCCCCACCUCGCCUCUCUCUCUCCCUGUGAAAGCCAUUCCAUACCACACCGCGCACAUCCCGGGCAAAAGAGACGGAAGGGCGAGCCGCUUUUCACCGAUUAUCCUCCAGCGAGUUCCAGAUCGGUUCAUGGGCUCCUCCACUAGAUUGUCUGGGAGGGAGAGAUCCGUGCAUGAGAUCCUCGGAGGAGGAAUCGUUUGUGACACAGUUGCAGAUGUGGUGCUGUGGAGGAGAAGAGAUGUUUCGAUCGGGAUAGUGCUCGGAAUGCUGGCUGCUUGGUUGAUCUUUGAAAGAUCUGGUUAUACUCUGCUGUCCUUUGUUUCUAAUGUUCUGCUGCUCUUGAUUUCCAUCCUUUUUACAUGGGCAAAGGCAGCUGCAAUUCUUAACAGGCUCCCUCCACCCAUACCUGAGAUGCGCCUCACAGAAGAAGUCAUGAAUGAAGCAGCAGUACUUGUGCGCUCUCAUGUGAAUAUGGUACUCUUGGCAUUUCAUUAUAUUGCACUUGGAAAGGACUUGAAGCUUUUCUAUAGAGUCGCCAUAAGUUUAUGGCUUAUCUCAAUCAUUGGUAGCUUGUCUGAUUUUCUUACUUUGGUUUACACAAGCCUUGUUAUCAUCUUAACCAUCCCGGUGCUGUAUGAGAAGUAUGAAGAUUUUAUUGACAGGCAUAUGAAAGUGGCUUAUAUGGAGGUGCAAAUGUACAAGAGAACGUAUGCCGAGUAUUUGCAGAAGGUUAAGAAUUGGAUUCUGGAGAAAAAGAAACUAAGCUGAUGGUCUCUACGAGUUUUGUGAUUGACCAAGAAUUCUAUCCCCCGUUUUGCUCUUCUUCUAUGUCACAAGUCAAAGGUUUGGACUUCCGAGUGCAUUUUAUGACAUUGGGCGCUGUGUUCACUUUGUGAGUUUUUUUUGUUACUUUUUGACAUUAAUAGAAGGAGAUCUUACAGGGUUCUUUUUCUUGGGUUGGAUUUUGGAGAGCAUGUUCAAGUACAUACUAUGAACCUAGGAAACAGGGAUGAGGUAACGAGAUGUGAUUUGCAAAAUAAUACGUAGGUUCAACAUCUGUUAACACAAGUUGCACUAAAGAAUUGGUAUUCGUUAAAGUAUAAAAUGGUUAUCGACUA
Elaeis guineensis (African oil palm) is the source of this 1361-nucleotide messenger RNA. Its product is annotated as reticulon-like protein B12. The record is from RefSeq and is a predicted model, not a curated record. Lineage: Eukaryota; Viridiplantae; Streptophyta; Magnoliopsida; Arecales; Arecaceae. Gene Ontology annotation, biological process: response to bacterium.